AAUCCGCGAGAGAGGUUCGCCCCGAGUACGAGACUUCCUGUCGCUUCAGUGUCGUGCGCGAUUCCGUACGCGGCGCUUGGCGAGGCGACGACUGUGCCAGAGCUCGUGCCAGGCACCUGCCGAUCGGUGACAGAUCGCGUGGACUCUUCAGUUGGAAAAUCUGCCCGGCUGUGGCCGAGCGAUGGCGGAGCCUCUCGUUCGGUUCGUCGACGAGAAAUCGCGAUUCAACGAUCGAUCGAGGGAUGAAAUUACCGGGCAGUCAUGAGAAUCACUCGAAGUAACUGAUUAUGGAAGCCUCGACGCGCAAUUGACGUACAGAUAGGAGCACGUCAGGGCGGCGAAUAUUAUUUGAUGAUCAUUUGCAUCGGGAUAAUUUGGUCGACGACAGUAAUAUGAUGGGUGUAAUUGAAAUCGUUUGACAGCCGAGAGAGAAGAGGAUUAGUCUUCCGACAGCUUAAAGCUCGAAGCCCUGGCAGACAGGAGGCUUGUCAGUUAUACCGCCGCGAAAUAGGAACUCGUGCCGCUAUAGAGCCACGCGAUAGUAAAUCACAAGGUGGCAGGAUUUCGCGCGGCUGUCAGGCGGAAACGCCAUUCCGUUGACUGACAACACUCUCUUCAGCACGUCACGCGGUAGACACGGCGGCGAGUUUUACGAAUUGUUACCGAGUCGACAGAAUUCCGCUGAGAAUCCGCCGCCGCCGCCGCCAUCGUUAUCUUCAUUAUCGACGUUAUUCCGAAACGGUUUGAGUCAACCACCUCGCCGAUCCGACGCAGCUCUCGGUCGUCGUAAAUAACGCCCACGCACUUUGGCGUGUAACACCUGGUGAGCUCGGUAUAUAUGGUCCUCGCCGCGUGUAUGUGUGUUGCCACUGUGCGGAAUUCCGCUCGUAAUGACUCGUAAUUGCGCGGAGGAGGAGCCGACGUCGUGCUGGAACGAUUUAAGGGACACCUAGCAGCACUACCCGCACCCUCCGCUAUAAUGACUAGGUGCACGCGACUACGGGGAUUACCUGGUUGAGGUGGAGGACUCCGGUGCCCCGAGACGCGAGGGUGGAUGGGCCACUGGCUGAAAUCUGAAUACGAGAGUGGUUGAUCGCGACUGCGGAAGAACUCGUCCUUGGUCCUUGUCGGCGGAACGGCUGAUCGUUAGCACGCUCGGGUUCAGCUCGGUGACGUUUACGGCGUACCAGAUCGUCGAGAGAUUCAAUUGAAAGGGAGUAAUGGACACGUCACCAACAUUAAGCAUCGGCGGUUCAAGGGCCAGGGCAGCCCUUUUGACGACCAGCGGCACCGGAACCGGUAGCACCGACAGACGGGUCGUCUUUUUAGCAAGUCAACCAUCGGUCGGCAGCAGUCACGAGACCAAAACCUGGCCUCACCAUUGGUCUCCGCAUACGACCGGAAACAGCUACAAAUCGCCGGAGGAAUCGCCGCACACGGAGCACAGCAGAUUGAGGAUGUCCCGGGGCCAAGGGGGAUGGUUCGACGAACCUUGCACUUCCAGUAGUGCAGGUCGCCGCAGUGGUGCACGGCAAACGGCGGGACCAUCCUCGAGAACGUCAACUUCCGCCUCAGAGGAGCGAGCUUCCGGCGGCACGCCGUGCAAAGGUGGCUUCAGAUUAGGUGUUUAUGGCUGGAGAAAGAGAUGCCUGUACUCCCUUGUGUUGAUCCUUAUGGUCAUCGUCAUUCUCAAUCUCGCUCUCACCGUCUGGCUGCUGAAAGUCAUGGGAUUCAGUUCUGAAGGUAUCGGCUCGCUAAAAGUGGUGCCUGGGGGAAUCGAGCUAAGAGGUCAAGCUGCCGUGUUAGACGCCCUUGUGGCCUCCAGUCUACGAUCUCGGAGAGGUAAAAACUUGGUGCUGGAAUCAUGGAGUAAUUUUACAGCCUCGGCGAGAUCCCACGACGGUCGGCUUCUCGCCCGAUUAACAGUCGGAGAGGACCGCGUCGAUUGCGUGUCCAGGGGUUUUCGAAUAACCGAUCCUCGAGGAGGAGUCCUGUUCUCCGCGGACAGAGAACAGGUUAUUGUGGGGGCAGAAAUGUUGAGGGUGACGGGCGACGGUGGUGCCGUUUUUCAGGGAAGCGUGCAGACCCCAAUAGUUAGAGGAGAAUCGGGACGCGGUCUUAGGCUCGAGUCAGCAACAAGAUCCUUAAAGAUCCACGCUCCAGAACGAGUGGUGAUCGAAUCCUGGGCGAACGACAUCUCAGCUUCCUGCCUAACCGAUCUAAAGCUGCAAAGUGUCCACGGAGGCAUCCGACUUGACGCCAAGUCCGUCUACAUAAAGGGUCUCAAGACCGCGAUGCCGGUGCAAGGACACUCGUCCAGGGAGCAGCAACAACAGCAGCACGCCAGCAGAUCGUCGUCCACUCAUCAGGGUCAAAGAGAGACGGCCAUCUAUCAGUUAUGUGCCUGCGCGAGCGGCAAAUUGUUCCUCGCCAGGCCGGAAGGCAGCUGUCAGGCCGACAAAUCGAUUUGCUAAUACAACACGGUUCGCGACAACGUGGGAUAAUUCGUUAGGAAUCGUGACGAACUAUUUAUGUGAUUCGAUGAUCCUAACGACAGAGACGACGAGAAAAAGGAGAAAGGACAAGACGCACUGCGAUCGGCCAUCGGCGCGAUCGGGGACGAGGCCUUUACUGGAACACUGCAAACGAUAUCAAACGAAUCUAUCGCGCUAAAUGGGCAAAGAUGUCGAAUGCGACAUAUCAGGAUACUUGCGGCACCUCGUGACGAGAAUGGUAAAUACAGAUAGUUGAAGCUAAUUAAUUGCGCAUCACAACACGUGCUAUUUUUCAAUGAACGCGGCGUAUGCCCGAUACGUUUUCAAACGCCGUGCGCUCUCCGAGAAUUUCUGGUUUGCUUAGAGCCUAAUCUGGACAUUGGUUACGUCGCGCUCCAACGCGCACACGCGUGUCAAUUAAAUUAGAUUGCGUUGCGUGCUUUUAUUUGGCUUUUAAAAUUUAUAAUGUCAAUUAAAUUUGCCGUAUAAAAUCAGACGCGCUUAGGUUGCUGUUGCAGCUCUAAUCCAGCGCUGAAGGCACAGGUCAAUUUUUUUUUAGUCGUGGUGUUUUACGGCCAAUCUUCGUGAAUUGUGAAACAUCCGGUCGAUCCGGCGGCGGCAAGACGAGCGAAUAAACAUGCCUCUCCGCAACAAAGCACAUUCUCGCGAGAUCUUGAUCACUGACUGGAAGAAUUCUCUCGGAUUCGCAAGCAUUCGGAAAAAUUUCUCUGAAGAAUAUCUCCGCAAGCUGUAUUCACCGGAAUCUUUCCUUUAACUUUUUCUCGCGCUAGCGCCGUCGGUCAACGUGACACGCGAGUGGGAGAGCGUGAGACUUUUGCUGUUCGCUGUAGUUGUUGACUUGCAGCGCGAUACUUUUUCGCCGUUUCGAGAUACGUUGCUUGUUUGGCGCCCUGGAUUCGGCUCGAACUUGUAUAUUUCCUCCGGCGAGACGUGGCCCUUGGCGAAGGGCUUUUGGAGUGUUCAUCGGAGAUUUGCCGGCCGAGAAGGACCAGAUCUCCGUGCUACCGUGGAUAGAUCGUAUAUAACUAUGUGUACGUAGCACUGUCGCCGACGCUACUCCGCGAUGCUCAUUUCGGACUGCAUUCCUAUCUCCCGUUUAACGCUAGACGCCGUUGCAAAUUUAGCAUUUUUAAUUCAACGCAAUCUUUAAAGAUAUAAAUUAGGCGAUUGCGUAUAGUGUUAAAUGCGGCAUUGAAUGCGACGUUGAAUGGCACUGAUGCUGAGGAAGGUCGCCGCUAAGUGUCAACAAAUGAAGAUGGGAGUUUGGACCGUUGUGCAUCGGCGAAACGCGCGAUCGCCGUCAGGCGAAUGCCCAAUUAAUCGAAUCGACGACUGCUCGUCGAUGAUCCUUUCUUUGGUUCCCGUCUCUUCCUAGCACCUUCGUCUUUUGUUUCGACAUCUUAUAUCCUAUGUAUCGAGUGUAUGCCUCGCGCGGCAAAACCACUUGUAGGCAAAUCGUUCGUAGCUCCCCACGAGCCCGCGCUGUCGUUCAGUGUUGCUGGCGCAGGGGAUCCUUUCAAGGAGAUUACUCCUUGCGAAUCGCUUACUUCUAACGCGUUGUCUGUUUAACCUGUGCUCCGAUACAAAGUAGAAGCAUUGUUGUAAGUAGGGCGACGGCUGCAUCGGGCUGCGCGUGCCGCCAUUAAAGGCGAGAGAAAGUUAGGGAGAGAGAGAGAGAGAGAGAGAGAGAGAGAGAGAGAGAGAGAGAGAGAGAGAGAGAGAGAGAGAGAGAGAGAGAGAGAGAG
Molecule: messenger RNA, 4261 nt
Organism: Linepithema humile (Argentine ant)
Lineage: Eukaryota; Metazoa; Arthropoda; Insecta; Hymenoptera; Formicidae
Gene: Scgdelta
Product: sarcoglycan delta
Biological process (GO): heart contraction
Cellular component (GO): membrane; sarcoglycan complex
Source: RefSeq, a predicted model, not a curated record